AUGCUGGACGCUGCUUUUGUGCGCCAGUACCCCGGCAAGAGCCUGCCCUUCUUCCAGGAGAUCCGAGACAAGUACACCACUGACGAGCCGCUCGUCGAAGUGUCGCUCGACUACGCGGAUGUGGUGAAGGGCACCCACAUUGAGACGACCCUGGCGGUCUCGCACCGCUGGAUGCAGCCGGACGACCCGGACCCCGACGGCGAGCAGCUCAAGGCGCUCAAGGGCUUCCUCAACUCGCCCGACGGCAAGAAGAUUGAGCGCGUCUGGAUUGACUCGGCGUGCAUGCCGCAGGACCACCCCAAGGGCUCGCGCAGCGCGGAGGACUCGGCCGCCUUCAAGAGGAUGCUCAAGGAGGUGAACCGCCUCUACCUCGGCACCACCGUCCUGAUCCUCCUUGACCUUUCGUACGUGUCCCGCUUCUGGACUCAGUUUGAGUCGUGGAUGUCCAUGCAGUUCGCGACGCCUGACGGCCUCAAACCGGCGGUGGGCACCAAGAACGAGCGGCACCAUAUUGUUUGCAUCCAGAACGCGGCCGAGCAAUCCGAGCUGCACGAGAAGAUGCUCAUCCAGAGCUGGGCGACGAAGACGCCGGAGCAGGCGCACGCCUUCCUCUCUAAGCCCGACGUCACCGUGACCAACCAGAGCGACAAGAAGGGGCAGCUGCCGAAGAUCAAGGAGCUCGACGCGGUGGUCCAGGGCGCGUUUAGCGAGGUCGCUCGGCAGAUAGAGGACGAGCUUGCGGCGAGCCAGGCAGCGGCUGCGCGCGCUGAGGCCGAGCUGGCCGCGGUGGAACCCAAUAUAAACACCAACUUGGUGGAACCCAAUAUAAUCACCAACAGGGUGGAACCCAAGAUAAUCACCACAGGGGAGGAGGAGGCUGCGCUGCACAAGCACGGGCGGGAGGGGCUUUCUCCUGCGGAGUCGUGCGAUUGGUCUUCUCUGCCUGCGGGAACACCCUCGGGCGGCCGGGUGGGGCUGCGGCUGGAGCUAGCAUGGCUCGGGCUCCUCUUUGCUUUCUUCUUACUCCCUACUAUCAUCUCGUUCCCGUCCUACUAG
Molecule: messenger RNA, 1056 nt
Organism: Emiliania huxleyi CCMP1516
Lineage: Eukaryota; Haptophyta; Isochrysidales; Noelaerhabdaceae
Exons: 5
Coding region: 1-1056 (351 amino acids)
Source: RefSeq, a predicted model, not a curated record